CUACGCCUCCUCUGUAUCCUACUGUCUCAUUUCACCCCAUUUCCUCUCCCUAUCCCACCACAGUGUUAUCUCUGUCUUCACUCAGUACACUUUGCUUUACUCUUCUGCACAAACCCACAAAAACCCACCUUUUCUUUUAGCCUUUUCUGAUGGCGAGUGGGGGUGGAUAUGGGGAUGCAAACCAGAAAGUGGACUAUGUCUUCAAAGUAGUCUUGAUAGGGGAUUCAGCCGUGGGGAAGUCUCAAAUUCUGGCUCGGUUUGCAAGAAAUGAGUUCAGCUUGGAUUCUAAAGCCACCAUUGGAGUCGAGUUCCAAACUCGAACUCUUGUCAUUCAGCAUAAGUCCGUUAAAGCCCAGAUCUGGGACACUGCUGGCCAAGAACGAUACAGAGCUGUCACAAGUGCAUACUACAGGGGAGCUGUUGGUGCGAUGUUGGUGUAUGACAUAACAAAACGCCAAACUUUUGAUCACAUACCUCGAUGGCUGGAAGAAUUGCGUGCUCAUGCUGACAAGAACAUUGUCGUUAUCUUAAUUGGAAACAAAACUGAUCUGGAAGACCAGCGAGCAGUACCAACUGAGGAUGCCAAGGAAUUUGCAGAGAAGGAAGGAUUAUUCUUUUUGGAGACCUCUGCAUUAAAUGCAACAAAUGUGGAGACAGCAUUCUUGACAGUUUUGACAGAGAUUUUCAAUAUUGUUAGUAGGAAGACCCUCGCUGCAGGUGAAGAUCAAGGUAAUGGCAACCCUGCAUCUUUAGCAGGCAAAAAAAUACUUGUUCCUGGCCCUGCACAAGUAAUCCCAGAGAAGAAUAGGAUGUGCUGUGCAUCUUCGUAAUAUCGACGGUUUUGAUUUGCCCUGUCCAUUUUAGUGAUUUUGGAAAUAUCUGUUGCAUUGUGAUUGUAAAUCUUUCUUUUUUAUAGCUUGCCUUGCAUAAAGAAAAUGAUUAAAGAGUUUUGAGAAGAUCAGAUUAUUGACGCUAUGUUCGAGGUCAUAUUUGAGUACUGGCACACUCUUUUUUCUUUUCCUUUGUCAUUGCUAUACAUAUUGGUUCGUUAAUUUAUCUUUAGAAGA
This is a messenger RNA of Coffea eugenioides, 1067 nucleotides long. Its product is annotated as ras-related protein Rab11D. The transcript has 2 exons. The record is from RefSeq and is a predicted model, not a curated record. Gene Ontology annotation, molecular function: GTPase activity; GTP binding. Bases 150 to 830 code for a protein of 226 amino acids. Gene Ontology annotation, cellular component: endosome. Lineage: Eukaryota; Viridiplantae; Streptophyta; Magnoliopsida; Gentianales; Rubiaceae.